AUGAGCAAGCGCCGUUCAGGUGAAAAGCUUGUCUUCUAUGACCUGCAUAGUGGUGGCGUCAAGGUCCAGGUUAUGGCUGAUGCAAGAAACUCUGACUUGGAUGAGGUUGAAUUUGGCAAAUUUCAUUCUAAUGUGAAGCAAGGCGACAUUGUUGGUGUCACUGGAUUUCUAGGGAAAAGUAAGAAAGGAGAGCUUAGUAUUUUCCCCAAUACUUUUAUAGUGUUGUCUCAUUGUCUGCACUCGAUGCCCAACCGAAAGCCUCUUGCUGCUGCUCGCAAAAAAGCUGCUGCUGCUGCUCGCAAUAAAGCAAAUUUGACGGUGAAGGGAAAUUCAUGGGAUGAGUCGCUACUCAUAUGGUACUCUGACAAGGAAGAAAAACAAAUUAAGCUCAGUACUGUUUCAAAGAUCAUUCCUGGGCAGCGAACUGCAACAUUUCAGCGGUAUCCUCGACCUGAAAAGGAGUAUCAGUCAUUUUCUCUUAUAUACAACAAUGAUAGGUCCUUUAUUGAAUAUUGUCUUAAUUUUUUGUUCACUCAUGGUCAUCGUGGUAAAAAGCUAAGUCUGUCAAUUAGCAAGGACAAAGAAGAAGCUGAGAUCUGGUUUGCCGGUCUAAGAGCAUUAGUUACCCGAGGUAACUAUCGCAAGUGGCGAUUCGAACCAAGACCUGAAAGUCUGUGUUCUGAUAGUCCAAAGUCUAGCAGAAGAUCCACUCCAUCAUUUCCACCAUUUGAUCCUGGAGAUAUUGACAGAGUUUCUUUUCAAAAUUCUUCGCCAAAUAAAUGGGUAAAGGCUUUCUCUGAAAUAAUUUCAUACACUGCACCUAGCAAGAGCUCCAGUCAAGCCGAAUCAAUUACCAAUUCCUCUAUUUCCUCCUCCGGGUCUGUGGAUAACUUGAGCAAUCGAAAUUCUGCAUCUGAGGCAAUUCGAAUCAGUUUAUCCAGUGUUGUAAGUUCAUCCAGCCAGGGUUCUUGUCAUGAAGAUAUUGAUGCUUUAGGAGAUGUUUUUAUUUGGGGAGAAGGUAUCAAUGAUGGAAUUCUUGGUGGUGGCCUGCAUAGGGUUGGAAACUUAUCUAUUUCAGAGAUGGAUGCAUUCCUUCCCAAGGCACUGGAAUCAAAAGUGGUUCUAGAUGUUCAUAGUAUUGGUUGUGGCUAUAAACAUGCUGCAUAUUAUAUCCACUUCACUAUUUUGAUUAUUUUCAUUUACAUUUGUUGUAUUUUUUAGUGUAUGUGCAGUGAGUGUGCAAAAGCUUAUAGAGAUCAAGAUAAACAAUGGUGACGACCAAUGCCUUGAAGCCAAGCUGAAUUAAGUGCAUAGUUUUAUUUUUUAUGUUUUAUUCACUUUAUGUAAAUUGCAGUCAAUAAUUUGUUUAUAGCUCAUAUGUAUUGUUAUUGUAAUCAAUAGAAAAAUAGAUUCUAUGUCGUUGUCUUGUUGCUGAAUGUUACUCCUGCUCAUUUAAAUUGUAUAGAUGGAAAGUUUGUUCCUUAUGUGGUCGUGACACAAUUCUUUGCGGUCACACCAUGAUUUGAAUUGUUUGGAGUUGUGUUGUCUUCUUUGGUUCACAUGUAUGAAUUCAUGGUUUAUUAUGUGAA
Messenger RNA from Trifolium pratense (red clover), 1589 nucleotides. RefSeq names its product PH, RCC1 and FYVE domains-containing protein 1-like. Lineage: Eukaryota; Viridiplantae; Streptophyta; Magnoliopsida; Fabales; Fabaceae. The record is from RefSeq and is a predicted model, not a curated record. The transcript has 7 exons. Gene Ontology annotation, cellular component: cytosol. Gene Ontology annotation, molecular function: tRNA binding; lysine-tRNA ligase activity; nucleotide binding. The coding region runs from base 1 to 1221 and encodes 406 amino acids. Gene Ontology annotation, biological process: lysyl-tRNA aminoacylation.